Thamnophis elegans (Western terrestrial garter snake) is the source of this 9048-nucleotide messenger RNA. RefSeq names its product nuclear receptor subfamily 2 group C member 2 (gene NR2C2). Gene Ontology annotation, molecular function: RNA polymerase II cis-regulatory region sequence-specific DNA binding; zinc ion binding; nuclear receptor activity. NCBI's taxonomy places the organism in Eukaryota, Metazoa, Chordata, Lepidosauria, Squamata, Natricidae. Gene Ontology annotation, biological process: anatomical structure development; positive regulation of embryonic development; cell differentiation. The transcript has 14 exons. The record is from RefSeq and is a predicted model, not a curated record. Bases 745 to 2535 code for a protein of 596 amino acids.
GGCUUUGAAACGGAGCUCACCACCGCCCCCUAGAGUCGGGAACGACUAGCACAUAUGCAAGGGGAACCUUUACUUCCAUUAAAGCGAACACGACUUCGCCUGAUGCUUUUCUUUAAAGGCAGCAUCCCACCCCCGGCUCUUCCCUCCUCCCGAUACGCGUAAUCUCCUAGCCCUGGCAAGGAGGACACGCUGCUUUCCCGCCUCAAACGAUAGGGAGCGCCGGCCGCUAUCGAGACCAACGGCUCCUCCACCUUUGGGGACAGUGGGAGGGGACAGAAUAAACCGCCGCACGAGAGCUCGAAGCCAUCUCCACCUCAGGUAGCCCCUCCUCUCCCCUGGCCCAGCCCCGCCUUAUUUAGGCGGAGUGGGGGGGGGAAGAGAGAUGGAGGGGGCCGCGACAGGCGUAAUGCUGGGAAGAGGAAGCAGGCGAACGCUCCCAGGCGGCAACAGCGGAGAGAAGAGUGCCUGGAGAGGUCACGAACUCUGACCUUUCGCCAAAAGGCACUCGCUUUCCCCUCCCCCCCACCAACAUUCCUCCUGUCCCCCACCCCCGCUCCUACGCUAACCCCUUCGGUGCCGCUAUCUCCGCCUUCCGCUCCCCCCCUUGGCGGAAGGCGGCGGCCGCGAGGGGGGGGCUAACGAACCAGGCCCAGCGAACCGUUACGAGGAAGCCACAGCCAAGCUAGCUUGGUGCCAAAUCCUGAGGUCCAAACUGUCCAGUCAACCUUAUCUGAAACUCCAGUGAUGACCAGCCCUUCCCAGCGCAUCCAGAUAAUCUCCACAGAUUCCACUGUAUCAUCACCGCAACGUAUUCAGAUUGUCACAGAUCAGCAAACAGGGCAGAAAAUUCAAAUAGUGACAGCAGUGGAUUCAUCAGUAUCCCCAAAGCAGCAAUUUAUACUUGCUAGUCCAGAUGGUACUGGAACAGGGAAAGUAAUACUAGCUGCACCUGAGACUUCUAAUACCAAGCAACUUAUUUUUACUACCACAGAUAAUAUUGUGCCAGGCAGAAUACAGAUUGUCACUGACUCUGCCUCUGUGGAACGUUUAUUAGCUAAAACUGAUGUCCAGCGGCCACAGGUAGUAGAGUACUGUGUUGUCUGUGGAGACAAAGCAUCAGGUCGUCAUUAUGGUGCUGUCAGUUGUGAAGGAUGCAAAGGCUUUUUUAAAAGAAGUGUGAGAAAAAAUCUGACCUAUAGUUGCCGUAGCAACCAGGAUUGUAUCAUCAAUAAACACCACAGGAAUCGUUGCCAGUUUUGUCGGCUCAAAAAAUGCCUUGAGAUGGGAAUGAAAAUGGAAUCUGUACAGAGUGAAAGAAAACCUUUUGAUGUACAGCGUGAGAAACCAACCAACUGUGCUGCUUCAACAGAAAAAAUAUAUAUUAGAAAGGACUUAAGAAGUCCUCUGAUAGCAACCCCAACAUUUGUUGCAGAUAAAGAUGGGGCUAGAUCAGCCAGUCUUCUUGAUUCAGGGAUGCUUGUAAAUAUUCAGCAGCCUUUAAUACGGGAGGAUGGUACAGUGCUACUUGCUACAGAUCCCAAGGCUGAGACAAGCCAAGGUGCUUUGGGAACACUAGCAAAUGUUGUAACAUCACUUGCAAGCCUUAACGAAUCUCUUAAUAAUGGAGAUACUUCAGAAAUUCCACAAGAAGACCAAUCUGCAAGUGAGAUUACUAGGGCAUUUGAUACUUUGGCUAAAGCACUUAAUACUACAGAUGGUGCCACAGCACAGAAUCUAGCCGAUGGGAUGGAUCCUGCAGGUGGUGGAAAUAUUCAUGUCAUCAGCAGGGAUCAGUCCACUCCAAUAAUUGAAGUUGAAGGACCUCUCCUUACAGAUACUCAUGUGACAUUUAAGUUAACCAUGCCUAGCCCAAUGCCAGAGUAUCUGAAUGUGCAUUACAUUUGUGAGUCUGCAUCACGAUUACUUUUUCUUUCCAUGCAUUGGGCCAGGUCCAUUCCUGCUUUUCAAGCGCUAGGGCAAGACUGUAAUACAAGCCUUGUGCGUGCCUGUUGGAAUGAGCUCUUUACUCUAGGCCUAGCCCAGUGUGCACAGGUGAUGAGCUUGUCAACCAUCUUAGCAGCAAUUGUCAACCAUUUGCAGAACAGCAUACAGGAAGAUAAACUUUCUGGAGAUCGAAUAAAACAAGUGAUGGAGCAUAUUUGGAAACUCCAGGAGUUUUGUAACAGUAUGGCUAAACUUGAUAUUGAUGGAUAUGAAUAUGCUUAUCUUAAAGCUAUAGUCCUCUUUAGUCCUGAUCACCCUGGUCUUACAAGCUCCAGCCAAAUCGAGAAAUUCCAGGAGAAAGCUCAAAUGGAGUUGCAAGACUAUAUUCAAAAAACUUAUCCAGAAGAUACUUACAGGCUAGCUCGAGUUCUAGUUCGCCUGCCAGCUCUUAGACUGAUGAGUUCCAGCAUUACGGAAGAGCUCUUUUUUACUGGCCUCAUUGGAAAUGUUCCAAUUGACAGCAUCAUCCCCUACAUCCUGAAGAUGGAAACAGCAGAGUACAAUGGUCAAAUAACAGGAUCGUCUUCUUAGAAGGAAUCAGCUCAUCCUGGUGGACCUGAAUGCUAAUUUACUGAUUUCUUGGGAUAAGGUGUACAAAUGUUUUCAACACUUUUUAUUUUCUUGUUAACAAUUCUUUUUUUCAAAAGCAAGGUUUUUAAAAAACCUACAGUACUUUUUUCUAGGACCUGUUUCUGUCAGAACAAAUAUUUGAAUUUCUUCUGAAAGGCUACAAUGAGUUUACAACAUUCUUUUGAGCAAACAGAGGGCUUUGCUGGAAAUGUGCUUUGAAUUCAGUCUAUAUUGUGUGCAUACAUGCUCACUCACAUACAUGCAGAUAAUUUAAAAUUAGCAAGAUAUAGGAAUGGUCAGCACUUCCAAAGAAUGUUUUAUGAAAGUAAGACAUUACCUUCAUAAUCCUGAUUCCUUGAAUAGGGUAAAUGAAUAGCAUUUUAAUUACAGAUGCAUACUAAUGAAUUCUAUGAAAACUUACAGCCAUGGCAGACAAUCAUUUAUGCUACAAAAAAUUAAUUGCAUUUGUUUAUUAAUAACACAAUUCUUUUAAGGAUGUCUGAAUUCAAUUCUGCUAAAUGAAUAGAAGUGUUUAUAGCAUAGGAAAAGCAUAAUGUUUAUGGCUCAAUGGUAAACUUUGAUGGUCUCUAUAGAAGUUAUUUACACCAAAAAAUAGCACACUACUUAUAGUGAGGCACUUCUGAGAAAGUUAAGAUGUUUUGUUUGUUUGCAAAUAGUUUUUUUUAAAAAAAACUGGGACACAUCCAUCAGUUUAAGUAAGAAUGGCAUGCCUUUUAUAGAUAGAUCAACUUAAAAAACAAAUUUUAUACUCAUUCCUUCUGAGAAUGACUCAUUGCUUCUGGGAAGACUGACUUUGGCACAGUUUUGAGAUCACUAAAUUAGUGAGGAAUCUAUUGACUAUUGAGAUGUUGCUUCUCUCUGGCAAAGGAGUCCUGCAAUCAGUUUGGAGCACUCCAGUAACAAAGUGGUUCAACGUUCCUAAUGAUCUGCCAAAGCAAUCUUAGAAAGGCAGGAUGAAAGCAAGAAGGAACUGUAAUAGCAGCUGUAAAAGAGAAUACACAUAGGCUAACUUCUGGGCUUUUGGUAUGUGUUUGGCGAUAUGGCAGAGGGUUCGGCUACAACAGAUUCUGGGUUUUGCCUAGUCUCACCUCAUCAGAGAAUGGUAUGACAUCAUAGCGGGGAAGCUUCUUAUAGUUCCUGCAAUAGUAUUCCAUGGAACCAUAAAGUUGCAUCCUAAUAAUUCAGAUUCUGAUUCAUUCAUUUUCUCAGCCUGCAAUCCAACUUACGUUCUGAAACAUGCCAUAAUUUCUAUAGAAAUGAUGUCCUUAGUAUAGAAAACAGAAUAGCCAUGUAUUUAUUUAUAUUAUGUUGUAUCUGUUUUCCCAAUAUUGUAUAUGUUCUGGAAUUAUUCAGAAUCUGAUAAGAAACCACCUGGAGUCAUGGUACUAAAAAUGCCAUGUAUAAUUAUCUGUCAAAAUAUUAAGGCUGGCCAAUUCUACUCAUAUCCAGCACUGCUUUUAGAUUUAAUAUUAUAUUGUACAAUACUUUUGUAUUUCAAAUCAUAGUUGUAAUUUUUAUUUCAUACAUGAUACAUGUGUAUCACUUUUUUCAAAUUGACUUAUAUGAAAACAUAUUUCAACAAGUAUGUCAUUUAUACUCAUUGUUAAGUAUGUGGGUGGUUUCAGUGAGCAUUUUAGUAGAGGCAUUUUAUAACGAGUAUUUUAUAGAUGUUAAUAGAUGCAGGUACCAAUGAAGAAUAUGAACGGUUAGUACAAUUUAAUAGAUGAUCAGAGAAAUACAUUACAUAAAUAAUGUAGUCUUACAGGUCUCUUUCCUCAGAAAAUAUCACUGAACUCAGUGGUGCUUACUUCCAGUAUGUGUUUAUAUUGCAUAAUUAUAAUUCAUUCAACAAAUUCCUAGGUAUACUCAAACAUUUUAUAUUUACCAUCCUUUCAUUAACUUCAACUUAAUUCAUAAAACACUGUUACACAGAAGCUGAAUUAGUAUACUCCCUAAUUUUGCUUAAACAGGAGCUUAAUAUAAUUUGCACUGGAAAUACAUUCAGUAGGACUAUGACUAUAGAUGCAUUGGGAAUGCACAUAGCUGUAUGUGUUAUAUAAUAUGUGUGAUACUAUAUAUUUAAAAUAGCAAGAUCAGUUGGAAAUAGAAUUGAAUCUGUCCUGGAUCAUAGAUCAUAAAACUUAAAACUAAUUACAGGCCAAAUUUAUAAAGUUAAAAAAAUGGAUGAGGAAAUAUUAAAUAACUGAAAUUACGUUUUAGCUCAAUUUUUAUGAUACUUGCAGAACAAAUUAUGUUCACUAUUUUUAUUGUGAUGAUUUAUAACGCUAAUAUAUAUUAAUAGAUAUUGUUUUACAUGCAAUGCUAAUUGAUAUGGUGACACACAUAUUUUUAAAACUAUUAGAAUAUAUAUAAUAUUUAAUUAUGCAUAUCUAAUAAAAUAUAUGCAAUUUGAAUAAUAUAAAAAUAGUAGUUUUGAAAAUAAUUCAAUGCAAAAAGAAGUAAUUUGCUAAAUUCUGAAUCCUCCACAAGCCAUUAAUCAGCUAUUAAUUUCAUUCUCUUGUAUGAACAAAACUAGUUUACAUCAUUUGUUUUACUGAUCUAGAGUUUGGACCAAACCAAAAUACAUUUUAAAUAGCACUAUUUUAAUUGCAUUGAGAUGCAAUAUUUCAAAUAUUUGCAUUCAUUAUAUGUUUACUUGUCAUUUCACCUAGCUGGUGUAUUAUUAUAAAAAUGUUUCUGCAGUUAUUAUCAUAGCAGAGAUACAUAGUAGAUCACACUACUACGGAAGGAAUUAUUUUUAUAUUUGUUUUUCACUGCAACCAAGACACCCAAUUUUGGGGGGGAUGUAAUAAUAAACUAUUUCAAUCCUUUUAGACUUGGUUUUUAUAAGAGCUCUGGAAACUGUUCCAAGCAUCUAGAAUUUAUACUUCCAAUUUUCAAGGAAAGAAGGGCAUCAGAAAAAGGACAUGCAGUACAGGCCAUCCUUCAUCUUGUGCAACCUGUUGGAAUAUGUUUUCUGAGCAUUUUUUUUUUAAGUGUAAGCAUUACUCUUGCUUAUGUGCACACUGAAACUCUCUCAGUGUGUUUGGAAGAUUUUUGCUUUUGUUUUUCCAGUAUGGUACAAGAAACUAUUGAUUUAGGCGCUUGUAGAAAGAAACUGCAUUGAGAAACUAGCACUCAGACAGAAAACAAAAAAUAGUCUUUUGUUUCUCUACAUUAGAAUCCAUUAGGUUCUAUCCAGUAUCAAAAGUUGCUCUGCCUCUCUUCUAUUUGCAUUUUCCAAAUCUGCUUUAAAGUUUUGCUAAUCUACACCAGAUUUGCAGAGCUGCUUUGAGUAGAAUGAAUGCUCAGUGGGUAAUUAUCCUUGAGUCAUAUGCCUGUUAUCAGUGAAAGCAAUGGAGGUUUGCCUACUUGGUGUCAUAUAAUCCUGACCCUUUGUAAUUUGAGUUUAAAAUAAUUAUUGAAGGAUGUUUUAUCGCAAAGUCAUAGCACUUUUAAAAAUUGUCAUUAAGUGAAAACUUUAAUAUGUAUUUUUCUGAAGGUGGACAUUUGAGAUGAUUAUUGUUACCAAGCACACUUAUUUGAAAGCAAAUUAUCUCAGAUUACUGGAAUUUAAAUAUCCAUGCUAAGGAUCUGCAUUUAAAAGAUGUCCUGAAUGGACAGUUGGAUAAAUUGGACUUACGAAUUUUAAUUUAUUUCAAUGGAAUUGAACAUGCAUGACAAUAAGACUAAAAUCUCCUUGCUAUGGGAGAACUAUUAUGGCAACUGACAAACCAUUAAAUAAUACAGUUUCCUUGAAGAUUUAAUUAAAUAAAAUUGUAAAUAAAUAUAGGUAAAAUGAAUUAAAUAAAAGUAAAAAUUGCAAUUUUUAAGUAUGUGUCCAUCGGUGGGUUUUAUUAUCAAAAAUAAUUAGAUAUGUCAUUUAGAGUUCAGUUCAAAUAUGCCAUAUAACAGGAAAAGAGGUUUUUUUAAAAAAAAAAAAAAUCGUAGGACUUGACCAAGCUCUUAAGCACGAUCAAAAUAGUGCUUUGGAUGCUGGCCAUAUUUAUUAGUUUGUAUGAUGUUUAUGUGUUAGUUUCUUACUUUGUUCAGUACAUGUACAGUGUAAUAUAAAAUGUGUAUGUAUGUAUGUAAAAUUAUGUACAGCCAUACUCAUAUAUACCAAAUUUCUAUAUGUUAAAAAAAGAUUUAUAAUUGCAUUGCAAAGCUUGAGCUUCCUACAUUUUAUAUUUUGGUCAAAGCUUGAUAUAAACAUAUGCCUCCCUCUCCUUUUUCUCAGCAGAGUGGACUAUUGUUUUUAAAUCUAGGAUGUAAUUGCACUUUGUCUUAAAAAAUGAAAGAAACUAUCUAAUAGUUCCAAUUUUAUUUGUUAAUAUUCAGAAGCCCAGCUGAAAUUAUAGGGAUUGUGCAGUGACAGUGGUGGUGAACUGUGGACCAUAAACGUUUCUGUAUAUUCUCAAUGCCUGCAAAAGAGGCUUUUUGUAUUUUUCCUGAGCUUUUCUUUUGUGUAGUCGUCUUUUUCAGCAUAUACAUUUUGAUCAUCGUGUAUUUUAAUGUUAUCAGUACAUCCCUUCCAAGUUGCUGAUUAAAAUGAACAAGGCUGUCACAACAAAUGAAUCUAAUUUUAUAUUGUUAGCUGUCUUAUUUAAUGAGCAUAAGGCAAAGCAUAAGGCAUGAAUGUUACUAACUGAUUCAGAUAUAUUUUCAAAGUAAUACUUUCUUGUGGAGAAACUGGCAAAAUAACCAUUUUAGAUGUAAGGUUUUGAAUAGACAAGUGGUACCACUUCAUGCUACCAGUGAAGUCUUGGAGGAUGUUUCAAGUAAGCUCUGAAGGGAAACUAGUGCAUCCCAAAUUUUUGGGUUCACUUUCUAUUACUUUGAUUACUUUCCAGCAUCUAUCUGUAAAAUUGGGGGGGGGGGGGAUGUUAUAUCAUUUGGCCAGAAGUUGCAUAUAAAUCAUUCAGUAGUGCUAUACAAUGGACUCCAUAAAUAUGAUUCUACUAAGAGAUAAGUACUCCUAUAUAUAAGGACACCUAUAGAAGCUCUAUACUGGGAAAUUGUAUUACCGGUAUAUGGAAUAAUAUGCAUUAUUUCUGUCUUUCUUGAAAAUUCAGUUAGUGUGUAGUGCUUGAUGGAAAACUUGCAUGUUUUUUUUCUUUUAAAACAGUUUUUUCUCCAUGCCUUGACAACUACUUCCAAGUGUGAUUAAAGAAGAGUGUUAAAAUCCUGCUCUUGGGCAUUUGAGGAUCAAUUUUCAUGGAGCCAUAUAAAGAAAGAUUAUGAAAAUGAUCACUGCUGAUAAAGUUAUAUAUAGUGUAGCACUUGCCUAACUUGGCACUUAAAAGACUUGAGUUAUAACUGAAAGUCUACAAAAAAUAUCAAAUGAAGUGGGAUGCAAUUCUGAACCCAUUCCUAAAUAUUUUUGAAUUUAUAUUUUUCUAUUUUCUAAUCUACUGUUUUAAUCAUUUUUCUUUGUUUUAAAACCAUUUUUGGUUAAAAGCAUUCAUUUUAAAUUGAAACUAAAAUUCUUUGUUUCAUAGUUACAAUAAUUGGAUUCAUCAGCUAUUCCAUUUAAAAUUGAAUAGAAUUUUCCAUUUCUAUUUCUCUGAAAGGUUAAGAAAAAUAUUAAGAGUUUUUGCUUAUUUGAAAAGCUUGCUUGGAAUAUGUGUAAGAGCGGUAUUUCUCAUUCGCUGGAAGCAGAAAAAAUUGUAGGCAAUCAUCCUGAUUUUGCUGCUCAGACAUGAUAGCUUUACUUUUUGCCAAACCUAUUUACACAAUGCAGUAGCAAAAUCAAAUACAGUAAAAGUAACUUGGUACUUAGAAGUAUGUUACUGAUUUCAUAUUCUGUUCAGUUAAAAAAACAAAACUAAACCAACAGCUGGGUAAGUUUUAUUUGUGUAUUGUCCAAAAGAUAACAGCAUGCAGUACCUUAUUAUUUUUUUUGUAUCCACAGAAUUUAUAUUCUGAAAAGGCUUCCAUAAUUAUGUACUAAGUAUAAUGUAAAGCCAAUGUUCUCAACAGUUUUAUAGUUGAAAAGUAGUACUUAUGUUUACAAUUGUAAGCAUUUGAAAACUCCCUCAAGCAUUAAGCUUGUAUGAAAAUUAAUGUAUUUGCCACAAAAAGAAUUGUGAAAAUCCAGGGUUAUGUUUUAUAGCUCUCUGCUUUGUACUGUUUAUUAAAAAGUCUACUUUUUUUAGUUCAGGUUUACAACCUGCUGCUUCCUCUCAGUUUCUUUUGUGACAUCAGCUUUGAAAAUUUCAUGACAUUUUAGUUUUUUGUUUUUUUUUAAUCUUAACUUUUGGAUCCAAUCAAUGUCUUCGGUUUGGAAGAUAAAUUUGCAUUGUUGUGUGUGUAUAUAGAGAAUUGCAGUGCAUGCUUAUGCAUUUUAUUAAAUGCUGUCUAAAUGUGUCCUUACAUUGUUGUGGCUUAAUGUUGCAGUCUACAAGAAAUUUAUACUAUUACAAUAAAUAAAGACUCUUAUGCAGCUUUUGA